Molecule: messenger RNA, 582 nt
Organism: Penicillium griseofulvum
Lineage: Eukaryota; Fungi; Ascomycota; Eurotiomycetes; Eurotiales; Aspergillaceae
Exons: 2
Coding region: 1-582 (193 amino acids)
Source: RefSeq, a predicted model, not a curated record
AUGGCUUCGAAUCGAAGGUCUCAUAAACCUGAUAGAAACUGCCCAGACGAUACUAAGGAAAUCAAGCAAGAAAUCCCUCGCUUGACCGUGCCCCAGACCCUCGCUGCUGCUACCAUGGAUGCCACCGAGCCCGACACCGCAGCCCCUGUGGACCCUACUAUGGACUAUGGGGAGCAAACUGCCAAGCCUGCUACCGAGCCCAAAAGUGAGGGUAUAGACAACAUCACUGCUAAAAGGCGCACUGGUGAUACCACAGUCAACCACACCGGUGAUAACACCAGUGACAACAUUAUCACCGUCACUAAUACCGGAGCAAAUCCCAUUACCAUCAGCAGCACAGUCAAUAUUACAGUCAGCAGCACCAAGAAGGGAGCCCAGCCGUCCGCCUCAGGCAACGACAGAAGCAGCUCUGCAACGGGAUACAACAACCAGCGCGAUUACAUUGUGCCUCGUACCGCGAAUGAUCAUGACGUGUCGAACAAUCCAGAGCCAGCUCCCACGCAAGCCUGGAUGCAACGGAUUGAACAGCAGGUCGGCAUGCAUAUGGAGCGCCAGACCCAACGAAUGCUUAGGGAUGUUUAG